Molecule: messenger RNA, 603 nt
Organism: Ambispora leptoticha
Lineage: Eukaryota; Fungi; Glomeromycota; Glomeromycetes; Archaeosporales; Ambisporaceae
Source: the annotation of a GenBank genome assembly
AUGAUUAUUAGAAAACCAGCACAGGCGCCACCGCCGAGCAAACCAGCAACGAAUUCGCAACCAAACAAACCAGCAACGAAUUCUCAACCAAACAAACCAGCAACGAAUUCGCAACCAAACAAACCAGCAACGAAUUCUCAACCAAACAAACCAGCAACGAAUUCUCAACCAAACAAACCAGCAACGAAUUCUCAAUCACACAAACCAGCAACGAAUUCUCAACCAAACAAACCAGCAACGAAUUCUCAAUCAAACAAACCAGCAACGGAUUCUCACUCAAACAAACCAGCAACGAAUUCGCCAAAACCUACAAGCAGCGCAGGAAAAUCUACUGGGACAACAAACUCCAAUGAAGGCAACUCCAAUGUAGGCAACUCCAAUGAAGGCUCCAAUCAAGAUAACUAUGGUUCUUCUAAUACACAACCUUCACACAGCGCCCUUAAUUCGCCAGAAAAUAGCAAAACAACCAAUUCUGAAGAGACUACUUCGUCAUCUAUUUUUUCAGGAGGAACAUCAAUUUAUUGGUCUUUUGAAGCUGAUGAUCGAUUUAAGAUGGCAUACACUUUAGCAUUUAUAGUUAGUAUGCUUUUGACCCAAAUUUAA